AUGUCGAACCCCGUCAACGGCCCCGACGCCGACGCCCGCCGGCCCCCCUGGGGCCCCAACACCGGCUACCAGCUCCCCCGCUACGGCGAGCCCUACAUCCCCCACCCGGGCUGGACCUCCGCCUCCUACGGCUACCCCUACCAACCUUCCCAAUACUACUACCAACCCCCGGCCUCGCCCUACCCCGGCGCGACACCCUACUCCUGGUCCACCCCCUCCGCGGCCCCCGCCGGCGGCUACACAACCUACCCCCUCCAGCCCUCCGGCCAAGCCCACCCCUACGCGCGCACCACCACCUCCGGCCUCCCGGCGCUCGACCCGCGCAACCCAGCCGCGCACCUCUCCAACUCGACAGGCGGCACCGGCUGCGAGCCGGGGUACAACUACUUCUUUCCCGCCGCGCACACCAAGAUCCACGUGUUCCGGAGCACCACGCCGCCGUGGCAGCUGCCUGCCAACGCGCGCAUCCAGUUCGCGGCGUUCCACGUGCCCGUCAACACGCCCCUGGCGGAGCUGCUCAAGGGCUUUGGCGCGACGAACCCCGUGCCCAAGAAGAACAAGUGCUACGAGAUCGUGCAGGCGGGGAACGGGAAGUGGUACAAGGGUUUGUGCUUUGCCGGGGACGAUAAGGAUAUGAUGAAGAAGUGUUUGAAGGAUGUCGGGUGGGAUGGGACGAGGACGGGGCAGCCUGGGGGGAAGCCGGUUGUUUGUCUUUGGGUUGUGAAGGAUUAG
This is a messenger RNA of Colletotrichum chrysophilum, 732 nucleotides long. RefSeq lists its product as uncharacterized. The record is from RefSeq and is a predicted model, not a curated record. NCBI's taxonomy places the organism in Eukaryota, Fungi, Ascomycota, Sordariomycetes, Glomerellales, Glomerellaceae. The transcript has a single exon. The coding region runs from base 1 to 732 and encodes 243 amino acids.